AUGGCAGUCACAGGUAUCUCAAGCCAGACAGUUGAGGCUCCGACAGCCUCGACCGACAAUAUUGAGAAGCAGCCCUCAACAGACAACAUUAGCCGUGAGUUCUCAGAUGAUGGAAAGCCCGACGACGCCUCCGAGCGUAAACAGGAUGGUGUCCGGCAGGUCGAGGCCAUUACCACUGUAUGGUCUAAACAAAUGCUGGUCGUUAUGUUUUGCCUGCUCUACCUCGUCACAUUCUGCGACAAUCUACUGCAAGGGGUUCAAUCGAACCUGACGCCGUACGUGACUUCAGAGUUCUCUCAGCACGGCCUCCUCGCGACCACCAGCAUAGUUGCUUCGGUCCUCGGCGGAGUAUCCAAUCUCGCCAUUGCCAAGAUCAUCGAUAUUUGGGGUCGCUGCGAGGGCUUUCUCGCCAUGUUACUUCUCGUCGUGGUCGGCAUUAUCAUGAAGGCAACGUGCCAGAACGUCGAGACCUAUGCCGCGGCGCACACUCUGUACUGGGUCGGCCAUCUAGGAUUGGUGUACGUCAUCUCAAUCAUUCUGGCCGAUACCACGACCCUGAAGAAUCGUGCCAUUAUUCUUGGUCUCAACUACACUCCUACCAUCGCGACGACAUUCGCCGGCCCCAGGAUCGCCGACUUGUUCUACACCAAUGUCAACUUCCGAUGGGCUUUUGGAGCUUUCCUCAUCAUUCUCAUUGCCUUCUGUGCCCCUGUCGCUGUCAUCUUCAUCCUCAGUAAGCGCAAGGCUGUGAAGAUGGGCGUGUACCCCGUGAGAGAGGGAAACCGAACUGUUUGGGAAUCGUGCAAGUACUACUUUGUGCAAUUCGAUGUCGUUGGCAUGCUGCUCACUGUCUUCGGGUGGUCAUUACUGCUCUUGCCCUUCAAUCUCGCGUCCACGGCUCCAAAGGGUUGGGCGACUGGCUAUAUUAUCGCCAUGAUCGUCCUCGGAGUGCUGUGCUUAGCAGCAUUCUUCAUCUGGGAGAAGUACUUCGCCACCGUGGCGUAUCUACCCUUUAGGUUCCUAAAGGACCGGACCAUCAUUGGCGCUUGCCUGCUGUACGGAAUCAUGUUCCUCUCUAUCUUCUGCUGGGAUGGAUAUUACGGGUCGUACCUGCAGGUUGUUCACAACCUCAACAUUACGACGUCCGGCUACGUGCUCAACUCGUUCUCGCUAACAUCUGCCUUCAUCAUGCCUAUAACAGGUGUCUUAAUCCGCCUAACCGGCCGCUACAAGGUCGUCUCGUACGCAGGGAUUCCCUUCUGCGUCCUCGGCACCGCCCUGCUCAUCCACUUCCGAACACCCAGCUCCGCCGUCGGAUACCUCGUCAUGUGUCAAAUGUUCAACGGCAUCUCGAGUGGCAUCUGGGUGUCGACCGGCGAACUCGCCGUGCAGGCCUCCGUCAGCCAUCAGGAAAUCGCCGUCGCGAGCGCGAUCUUCGGCAUGUUCGGGUCCAUUGGUGCCGCUAUCGGGCUCGCCAUCGCGGGCUCCCUGUGGACCAACGUGCUUCCCGUCCAGCUGUACAACCGCCUCCCCGAAGACGCCAAGGGCCUCGCCGCCGAGAUCUACGGUUCGAUUGUCGUUCAGAAGUCGUACCCGAUGGGGAGUCCGAUCAGGGAUGCGAUUAUCGCGGCGUAUGCGGAUGUGCAGAGGAAGAUGGUCAUUGCGGGCGCCUCGUUUAUUCCGAUUCUGUUGGUUUGUAUCAUGGUUUGGAGGAAUGUCAAUGUCAAGAAGCUCGAGGAGAUUCAUGGGAAGCAGGUCAAGGGUACUGUCUGGUAA
Molecule: messenger RNA, 1776 nt
Organism: Exophiala aquamarina CBS 119918
Lineage: Eukaryota; Fungi; Ascomycota; Eurotiomycetes; Chaetothyriales; Herpotrichiellaceae
Exons: 4
Coding region: 1-1776 (591 amino acids)
Biological process (GO): transmembrane transport
Molecular function (GO): transmembrane transporter activity
Source: RefSeq, a predicted model, not a curated record